Messenger RNA from Mycetomoellerius zeteki, 2031 nucleotides. Its product is annotated as tubulin delta chain. The record is from RefSeq and is a predicted model, not a curated record. Gene Ontology annotation, molecular function: GTP binding; structural constituent of cytoskeleton. Gene Ontology annotation, cellular component: microtubule. Bases 663 to 2006 code for a protein of 447 amino acids. The transcript is spliced from 2 exons. Lineage: Eukaryota; Metazoa; Arthropoda; Insecta; Hymenoptera; Formicidae. Gene Ontology annotation, biological process: microtubule-based process.
GAUGCGCGCGGUGGCUUUCUUCAGACCACUUCAGACUACGUCGUUGCGUCGCAUCGGAGCUUUGUGAAGUUGAUACGAGAACUGCGUCCUAAUAAUGAUCGGUCUCUUAUCAUAAUACACCGCAGGUACGCGGCGCGCAGUCACUCACACACACACGCACGCACGCACGCACGCACGGCGGAACAGACGGACAAACGCACCAAUACGCACGUUAGUCGUCUUGGCAACUGUGCAACAAGCGAAACACUUUGUGCGUUACUAUGCUAUCGCGAGCCGCUGGACUGAAAAACUCAACGAUAGACAAGCGCAUCGUAACGCGUUUUUCUUUACUGUGUUGUUUCUUUGAACGCAAUGCGUUCACCGGGAAAACUGCGCUUUUCGCCGUUUGUUGAGAUGCGAUUUAAUUCAUGAUCGCAUGUUCACGGUGUUCAGACUUUGCGAGGAGAUACAGAAAACAGAUAGAAACCUGAGCACAGUAAGCCCUGAGCACUGAGCCAGAACGGAGUGAGUAGCUCUGAGAGUGAUCGUGCCGGCCUUUAUCCGCCUUUUAUCCUGUAACCAACGGCAAAAUACCGCCGUGCAUUAGCGCCAACUGAGAAAAUGGAUAUCAACUGCAUAGCAACAUCCACUUUCCUACACUGCAGGUGAAUGGACACGCGGAAAUGCUCACUUUGCAGUUUGGACAAUGCGGGAAUCAACUCGGAUGUGAUCUAUUCUCGAAAGUGUCCUCCGAUAUAGGAAGUUCGAGCACUGGCGUUUCUUAUGGUGCGAAUUACGAGUAUGCGGAAAAUACAAUCGAGAAAUGGUUCGACGGUAUCGCAGAGUGCGGUCGACACUUUGCAAAGGCAAUUCUCGUCGAUACCGAAGAGAAGGUCGUGAAUAAGGUAUGCAAGAACGUAAACGCGUCGUGGCUCUAUCGAACGAGUAAUGUCGUUUGUCAGUCUGGUGGUGGUUCCGCCAACAACUGGGCUUAUGGCUAUACGAUUAAUAGUCGACGCUUGUCAAACACCGUACUGAAUGUUACGCGACAGGAGAUUGAGAAAUUAGAUCGAUCGCAGGGAUUUCUUCUGCUUCUUAGUUCAGCUGGUGGUACAGGAUCCGGUAUAGGAAGUCACAUGGUUGAGCUUCUACGAGAGGAGUAUGAAACUGAGCCUAUUAUUGCAACGAUUGUAUUACCAUUCACCUUCGGAGAAGUUUGCACUCAAAAUUAUAAUACUAUACUGACUCUAGCCAAGUUCUCAGAUAGAGUAGAUUUUUCCAUGUUAUUCGAGAAUGAACAGAUGCAUUCUAUGUGUACCAAUUUAUUGAAGAAUGCUAAUACCACAUUGCAUGACAUGAAUAGCAUCAUUUCUGAGAAUCUACUUGCUGUUUUUCAACCUAGCAACAAUGUAAGAUGUAACACAAAUUUUUUAAUAUCCAAAAUAGCUACUCAUCCCAAUUUUAGAUUUGUAACAGUCAAGAGUACUCCACAUACUCCUGCAGCAUCUCUGCAGUAUGAACCUACACACAAAUGGGAAGUAUAUAUACGUCAUUUGAAGGAGACUCUUCGAGUAUCAAAGUCACAAGUGGAAUUAACUAAUGCCCAACUAAAGAUACCAAACCCUAUGCUAAGCAAAACAAUAAUGUCUCACAUAUAUAGUCCUUGUGUGUCUAAUGUUCUUGUAACGCGUGGCAGAUCUGUGGAAAAUGAUGUUAUUGCAUUGGAAGAUUUGCAGAAAAAACAUCUAUACCCAGAGUGGAUUACUUUGAAUUCCUUUACUCAUUUGCAUCAAGAACGUAGGUUUCUGAACCGAGAUAAAUUUCUGGCGUUGGUUAGCAAUAAUUCCGAAAUACAUCGUCCAUUGGACAUGUAUCUAAACAAAGCAUGGGACUCUUACAAAUGUGCAGCUUUCUUGCAUCAAUAUAAACAAUUUGGUUUGGAGGAAGAUGAUUUCUUGCAAGCUUUUGCAAAAGUAGAAAACGUAGUGCAGGAAUAUAAAAACCUAAAAAGGCACAAUGGAAAUUGAAUUUUCUUAGACUGAUAUUCACAGU